UGAGAGAUUGUGGUGUGUGUUCUCAGAUGUGAGUAGUAAAUAAACUAUAAAGUCGUUUUGCUGACAUCAGCACUGCGCCAAAAUGGACAGUUCCAUCCGUGCGCUGCUGUCGAUCUGAGUUUUCCAUAAAGGACUUUGACAGAAUUUCGAUUAACAGGCAGAAAGAACUCUGGCAAAAGGAACAUUUAGAUAAGCUUAUUUUACAUAUUUCUUUGGAGUCGGUUAAAUAUCUGCAGUGAGGAAGGUUGAAUGCGAGGAGCAGCACGGGUAAAUUAUUGAUUGGGAUGGUCCUGCUAUAAAAAGGCGACACUCCCCGUGUUCUGCUCUUUGUCUCUAAACGCCAAGAUGAGCUACGGAUCCGACAUCUACCCUGCCUCUUCCUACCGGAAGAUUUUCGGGGACUCUACCCGCUUCUCAGCCUCUCCAUCCCGGCUGAGCAGCUCUCGGAGUGGGUUUAAGUCGCACCCCGUAACCCGCACCAACAUCCCGAGCUCCUACAGGCGCUCCACCCGAUCUUCCUUCCCUUCCUCUUCCAUGACUCUGGAAAGCUUCGACUUCUCCCAGAGCACAGCGCUUAAUAAUGAGUUCAAGAUCAUCCGCACGAAUGAGAAGGAGCAGAUGCAAGGUCUCAAUGACCGUUUCGCGACGUUCAUUGAGAAAGUUCGCAACCUGGAACAGCAAAACAAAGUGCUGGAAGCCGAACUCGUGACCCUGCGCCAGCGCCAAACGGAGCCGUCCCGUUUGGCCGAACUAUACCAGCAAGAGAUCAGGGAACUGCGCUCCCAACUUGAGGAACUCAACGCUGAGAAGAACCAGAUGAUGUUUGAGCGCGACAACGUUGAGGAGGAUCUUCAGAAACUCCAGGAGAAGUACGAGGAGGAGAUCAGAAUGCGCGAGGAAGCUGAGCAAACACUGAGAGCCUACAAGAAGGACGUGGAGGACGCCACGAUGGUGCGCCUAGACCUGGAGAAGAAGGUCGAGUCCCUUCUGGACGAGAUAAACUUCACGAGGAAGGUGCAUGAAGAGGAGGUCGCUGAGCUCAUGAACAUGAUCCAAGCCGCCCAGGUGUCCGUGGAGAUGGAAGUGGCUAAACCCGACCUUUCCUCCGCCCUCAAGGAGAUUCGCGGCCAGUACGAGGUCAUAGCGACUAAGAACUUGCAGUCCGCCGAAGACUGGUACAAGUCCAAGUUCGCCGAUCUUAAUGAUCAGGCCAGCAAGAGCAACGAGGUUAUUCGCGCGAGCAGGGAAGAGCUGAACGAGUACAGGAGGCAGAUGCAAUCCAAGACUAUUGAGAUUGAAAGUCUGAAGGGGACCAACGAAUCCCUGGAAAGGCAGAUGCACGAGAUGGAGGACAGGCACAACGCUGAGGUUAUGGGCUACCAGGAUUCAAUUGGGCAGUUGGAAAAUGAGCUGAGGACCACUAAGAGUGAGAUGGCCCGUCAUCUUAGGGAGUACCAAGACUUGCUGAAUGUCAAGAUGGCGCUUGACAUUGAAAUCGCUGCUUACAGGAAACUGUUGGAAGGGGAGGAGACACAUUUUAGCACUGGCAUCACCUACCCCACCCCUGGCUCAAUGUCCAGCUACAGCUACCAGUCCCGCAUGUACGGCGGCACUAGCGUGAGUGUAAAGAAGGAAGUCAAGGAUGAUGAUGAAGACAAACAUCAGAGCAACAAAUCUGGCAAAGGCUCCUUCCAGUCUGACGAUACUAAGAAGAAUGAUAAAAUCGACUCUGGAGACAUGAAUCCCAUCAGCCAGAAAAACUAAACAUCUACCUUCCUUCUCCUUCUCCUCCCUCUGCAUUACUUUCCAUAAUUUUCCAAACCUUUCCCAAGCAAUUACCCUCCACAAAGGGGGUCUCUGAGAGGAAUCUAGUGUAUCUCUGUCUCAACUUACCCUCUAUUAUCUAACCUCACUCUCAGUCACUGGGAACUAUUCCCUUUGUAGCAAACCACCAGCUGCUCAACACACCCCAGGUGUCGCACUCUGUGAUAGCUUCAGUGCAUAUAUUAUCUCUGCGUGCAUCUCUCUCUCUCUCUCUCUCUCUCUCUCUCUCUCUCUCUCUCUCUCACUGCAAACACAGAAACA
This is a messenger RNA of Myxocyprinus asiaticus (Chinese sucker), 2085 nucleotides long. RefSeq names its product alpha-internexin-like. The record is from RefSeq and is a predicted model, not a curated record. The coding region runs from base 346 to 1764 and encodes 472 amino acids. Gene Ontology annotation, molecular function: structural constituent of postsynaptic intermediate filament cytoskeleton. Lineage: Eukaryota; Metazoa; Chordata; Actinopteri; Cypriniformes; Catostomidae. Gene Ontology annotation, biological process: intermediate filament organization. The transcript has 3 exons. Gene Ontology annotation, cellular component: intermediate filament; postsynaptic intermediate filament cytoskeleton; cytoplasm.